Molecule: messenger RNA, 1603 nt
Organism: Magnolia sinica
Lineage: Eukaryota; Viridiplantae; Streptophyta; Magnoliopsida; Magnoliales; Magnoliaceae
Product: galacturonokinase
Exons: 14
Coding region: 176-1489 (437 amino acids)
Biological process (GO): galactose metabolic process
Cellular component (GO): cytosol; cytoplasm
Molecular function (GO): ATP binding; galactokinase activity
Source: RefSeq, a predicted model, not a curated record
UUUUCAACUGAUUUCCCUAUUACAGAUUUACAGUAACGACUUCCUGCUCUCUCUCUCUCUCUCUCUAAUAAGAAGAAUCAAAAUCUGGUUUUGGGUUAUGGAAGGAAAAACCAAUCUGGAAAAUCUCUAGAGAUUGGUGGUUUUUAUUUUUAAUUUUUCUGCAGGGAGGGAGAUAAUGGGUUGUUCUUCAUGGCCUUCGGACAAUGAGUUGGAUAGGUUGAAGAAGAUGGUGGCAAUAAUGGGUAGAGGAAGCCCUAGCGACGUAAGGGUUGUGGUCUCUCCUUAUAGGAUAUGCCCAUUGGGAGCCCACAUUGAUCAUCAGGGUGGAACUGUUUCGGCCAUGACAAUUAACAAGGGAAUACUUUUGGGGUUUAUUCCUUCUGAUGACUCUCAGGUUCUACUACGAUCUGGACAGUUUCAGGGAGAAGUGAGGUUUAGAGUUGAUGAAGUUCAGCAUCCGAAGGGAUCUAUUACAGCAAAUAAUACAGAAAAUGCACAUGAUUCAUCUAAAGUCUGUGAAGAAUGUGAUUGGGGAAAUUAUGCAAGAGGUGCCUUGUAUGCAUUGCAGAGAGGAGGAUAUCAUCUCACCCAGGGUAUCAUUGGGUUUAUAUGCGGUUCUGAGGGACUUGACAGUUCAGGGCUUAGCUCUUCAGCUGCGGUUGGAGUUGCUUACCUGUUGGCUUUGGAGAGUGCAAAUAGCUUAACGAUUUCCACUACAGAAAACGUUGAAUUGGAUCGCAUAAUUGAAAAUGAAUAUUUAGGUCUUCGAAAUGGCAUUCUAGAUCAGUCGGCAAUCUUACUUUCAAGCUAUGGUUGCCUCACCUGCAUGAACUGCAAGACCAAGGAGUACAUGCUUAUACACCUGCCGAAGUUGCUUGGAGACCAAGAAUCUAAGGGACAGGAAGCAUACAAGAUAUUGUUGGCAUUUUCGGGCUUAAAGCAUGCUUUGGCAAGCAAUCCUGGAUAUAAUUGCCGGGUUUCCGAGUGCCAAGCAGCAGCUAGAGUUCUUUUACAGGUCUCUGGGAAUGAAAGAUGCGACCCUCUUCUUUGCAACGUUGAACUAGAUGUGUACGAAGCUCACAAGGACAAGUUAGAACCAAAUCUCGCUAGAAGAGCAGAGCACUACUUCUCAGAAAACAUGCGGGUUACGGAAGGACUUAAAGCUUGGGCUUCUGGUAAAUUGGAAGAUUUUGGAAGGUUGAUUUCAGCUUCGGGACUUAGUUCUGUACAAAACUAUGAAUGUGGCUGCGAGCCACUGAUACAACUCUACAAGAUCCUCUUGAGGACUCCGGGUGUUUUUGGGGCCCGGUUCAGUGGGGCGGGAUUCAGGGGCUGCUGCAUUGCAUUUGUCCAUCCCGAUCGUGCAGAGGAAGCAGCUUCAUUCGUCAGGGACGAGUACAGUAAGGUUCAACCCAAGCUGGCCGGCCAGCUGAAUUCAGACACAGCUGUAUUGAUAUGUGAAGCUGGGGACUCUGCUUGUGUUAUCUGAUCAAAGGUCAUGAUUUUUCUCUUAUAGUUUUGAGUAGACUUGAAAUGCAGGGAAGUUUCAUGAUCCAUGUAUUCUUUUAUGAUAUGAAAUAAAAUUUGGGAUGUGCUAGUCCAA